Aspergillus aculeatus ATCC 16872 is the source of this 1041-nucleotide messenger RNA. RefSeq lists its product as uncharacterized. NCBI's taxonomy places the organism in Eukaryota, Fungi, Ascomycota, Eurotiomycetes, Eurotiales, Aspergillaceae. The record is from RefSeq and is a predicted model, not a curated record. The coding region runs from base 1 to 1041 and encodes 346 amino acids. The transcript has a single exon.
AUGUCUUUCCCAACUGCCAGUCAAACAUGCAGCCCUCCUUCUCCUCCUCCGCAACCCAUCGAACCCCCAAUCCUCCUCCAAUCCGAGCGCCACAAGACCUACUAUGAAAGCACCCGACUCGCGCGGCGCCGCUACGAGCACGCCACCCUCCGCGAGGGUCUGCAGCGGGGUUUAUCGCUCUGGAGCAUUCUGGCCAUAUUAUCGGGCGGUGGGCGUGAGGAUGCCCACGCCCCCUACCGCGGAAGGAGAUUGCAUCCUUCCAGGGUGACGAGCCAUAGCCACGGGCAUCGACUUGAGGACCGCAGCAUUGGGUGCGAGUCCACAGCCAUGCACUACGCCCACACCCACACCCACACCCACAACGACCCUCCGCUCGAAAGACACGCGCAUCAUCCCAGCUUGACGAUGUUUUCAUCUUCGUCCUCACAUCCACAGAGCCAACUUCCGAUUCACCAUCGCAGCACAAUUGGAUAUUCCACCAGCAGCAGCAGCAGCCACAAUACAACCCCCGCACCACCCCGCCUACCCCAUCACCACCACCACAACCACCACAUCCAGAUACCCAACCACCGAAACCAACACUUCCCAACCCCAACCCCAACCCCAACUCAGACACACGACCAUCCUCCCAGAAACAAAAUCAACCCCCUCCUCACCCUCACCAUCAAUCCCCCCCUCAUCACCCCGGAUAGCUCCUACUUCGCCCGCGUCUCGGACUACCGGGUGCGCAGCCGGAAGCGGCCGUGGGAGGGGGACCGGAGCUGGGAUCGGAGCUUUUUGUGUCGGGCUUAUAAGCGGCGGCGGGGUGGGGGUGGGGGUGGGGGUGGUUCUGGGAGUUUAGGUAUUGGGUUUGGGGGGAAUGGGAGGAGAGUGCGUGGUGGAGGGGCCGUGGUGUUAGAGAGGGGGAUGGUUUGGGAGAUGGGGGCUUGUGGUUCUGGCGGUGGGAUGGGGGAGGGUGAGGGGGAUUGGGAGGGGGAUGGGCUUGGGGAGGCUAAUGGGGAUGGGGAUGCGGGGAGGUGGCGGUAUUGGGUUCCUGUUUAG